Messenger RNA from Lampris incognitus (smalleye Pacific opah), 4101 nucleotides. RefSeq names its product UBA domain containing 1 (gene ubac1). NCBI's taxonomy places the organism in Eukaryota, Metazoa, Chordata, Actinopteri, Lampriformes, Lampridae. The transcript is spliced from 10 exons. Gene Ontology annotation, molecular function: protein binding. Bases 253 to 1521 code for a protein of 422 amino acids. The record is from RefSeq and is a predicted model, not a curated record.
GGUCCUUAGCCACUGGUCUGCACGCGAGGGGAUAGUGGCGCGCUCUAACAACACGUCUCGCGUGCCACAGGAGCUCGAACAUGGUGAGCGGCUAAUCGGUGCGCGUGCCCAGCCCUGUAGUCGGCGGACUUGACAACGGGACACAGCGAGGAGCUAACUAACGUUAGCACGCUAGCUCGCUUUACCCUUACAACGACAGCUAGGCUAAACUAGGCUAACAUCGCCGGACUGGUCCCCUUAAACGCUACAGCCAUGUUCGUGCAGGAGGAGAAGAUAUUCGCAGGGAAAGUACUGAAAAUACACAUCUGCACCAUGGAGGGCACAGAGUGGCUGGAGGAAGUCACGGAGGACACCGCCAUUGAGAAGCUGAAAGAGAAGUGUUUGAAACAUUAUGUGCACGGAAGUCUAGAAGACCCCAAAACACUCACUCACCACAAACUCAUCCAUGCUGCUACAGAGAGAAUCCUCAAUGACACUAAAACAGUUGCUGAUGAAAGUCUCAAAGAUAAAGAUGUUUUGUUGCUGGUUAAGAAAAGACCACCACCAACUCCUCCAAAGACGGCAGACGUAUCUACAGAAGAAAAGAAGAAGCAGGAAAACAAGGCUCCAGACAAGGAUGCCAUUCUGAAAGCCACUGCCGGCCUGUCCACCCGUCACACCGAUCGGACCGUAACCCAGCAUAACAUCAGAGAUUUUCAGACGGAGCUUAGGAAAAUCCUGGUCUCACUCAUUGAAGUGGCUCAGAAGCUCCUUGCCUUGAAUCCUGAUGCUGUUGAACUCUUCAAAAAGGCCAAUGCCAUGUUGGAUGAGGAUGAGGAGGAUCGAGUAGAUGAGACGGCCCUUCAGCAGCUGACCGAGAUGGGUUUCCCUGAGAGCAGAGCCAUUAAAGCCCUCCGACUAAAUCACAUGUCAGUGACCCAAGCCAUGGAGUGGCUUAUUGAGCACGUGGACGACCCAUCCGUGGACGCUCCCAUACCUGGUCAGGACUCCUCCGGAGCGGGGGGAGCGAUGGCUGCGGCCACGCCGGGCCCCUCAGCUUCAGCCUCUGCCUCGACCUUGGCCCCCCAGCUCCUCCGGAGCCUCUCCCAGUCCAGCACAGAGGAGGGCGCCAGGCAAGACGAACUCACCGAGAUCUUUAAGAGGAUCCGCAGGAAACGAGAGUUCAGGCCAGACUCCAGAGCAGUGAUUGCAUUGAUGGAGAUGGGCUUCGAUGAGAAGGAGGUGAUCGAUGCUCUCAGGGUCAAUAACAACCAACAGGAUGCCGCGUGCGAGUGGCUGCUGGGAGACAGGAAACCCUCACCAGAGGACCUGGACAAAGGCAUCGACACCAACAGCCCUCUGUUUCAAGCCAUCCUGGAGAACCCGGUGGUUCAGCUGGGCCUCACCAACCCCAAGACGCUACUCGCCUUUGAAGACAUGCUGGAGAACCCUCUGAACAGCACUCAGUGGAUGAACGAUCCCGAGACCGGACCCGUCAUGUUGCAAAUCUCCAGAAUCUUCCAGACCCUCAAUCGCACAUAGAGCCCCCUGGUGACCCCAUUGCUGUGUGUGUGUGUGUGUGUGUGUGUGUGUGUGUGUGUGUGUGUGUGUGUGUGUUCCAAAAAAGACCUCAAUGGCGGAAGAUGUCUCGGUAGUGAAGGUGGAUGAAGGCUGCAACAGAGGAUGGUCCCCAAUUGUCUUGGUUCUCCAUGCCAUUGGACUCUGGCCGCCCCCUGCCAAGGACUGUGUGGUGGCUGCAGGUGCAUCAGCCUCUCCACAUAAAAGGCUGUCACGUGCAAGCGUCCUCCCAUUAUGCGGCUCCAAGAUCGACCUCUACACCCACCUGAGGACCUGGAGGGAGGACGGUCAUACUCGACCCCGAGUGACGGCCAAUGAUGGUGUGUGUGUGUGUGUGUGUGUGUGUGUGUGUGUGAGAGAGAGAGAGAGAGAACAGGUGUGUCAGAGACACAAGUAUUGCUUUUGCCUUGAAAAGACAAAUCCUGUCGAGUGAAAUUGUGAAGAGUGAUGCAAUGUUAAACAUAUAUCUAUUUAUAACAAUACAGAGGAAAAAGUCACUAAUACAAAAUGUUAACGUGAACAUUAUGAUUAUGAUAACGGUUAUGAUAAGGAUAUUUUAAAUGUCGUUUUUACAUUUUAAUGAGAACAAUUUAUAGUUACUAUGGACAUAAUUUUAUUUUAUAUAAUUUCUCCAUGUGCAAAAAAUAAAAAAGAGCUGACCAUCAGGCAUCAAAGCAAUGUUUACACUUCAGAGAACUGAUUUUCUGUUUUGCAAUGUGUAAGUAUCAGUUUGUUCUGUCUCAUCUAGUUGUUACACGUCAUCAUCAAGGGUAACUGUUUGGAGGAGUCUUGUCACUAUUGAGAUGUAUUUUCUGUUCUCCAUUUCUUUCUUUUAUCUGUUUUUUUUUGUUUGUUUUUUUUUUUACCCCCAAGAUGGCCCUGUUCCACAUCGAGAGCCGUUUAUUCGUCAAUAUCAAAAAUUGUCUUAUGGACUCGAAAGCGUGCCUGUCAUGUCUCUGUAAAACCAAUUUUAAAAAAAAAAGAGUAUUUUUCUUUUUGCUUCUCUAACCGUAUUUAUUUGAAUUUCUGCCUUUUAGAAGAAAACUGUACACUAAGCUGUCUGUCUGUGUCUUGGUAAUUAUUUUGUUUUGUUUUUAAACAAGGAACGAUGCCACGACUGCGUGUUAUUGUUGAAAUGCUAAUGAAUGUCAGUGGUGUCGUGCUCAUCUGGCACUUGUUCACGCGUCUCUGGACGUUUCCCGACACAGCCGUGAUGAUGAUGAUGAUGAUGAUGUCCUUCCGCGUGAGAAGGUGGUCUCUGCUGGCUCCGGCGUCUGGUGCGAGGCGUCGGUGGUUUACCUUCGGGUCUAGCGUUUAAAUGAGCGAAGAGUCCAUCUCACUUCUUCCUGCGGAAUCAUCCAAGAUUCAGAAACGCGCAGCUUCAUCGUGCAAAACACAAUAAAUGAAAGAAUUUGCAAAAUCAGAGGUGGACUACUAGUUGGCCCUUUUUUGUUUUGUUUUGUUUCUUCUUUUGAUGGUGUGUCGUCUAGACAAACCCAGAUGUUACAGCAAGGCUCGCCUUUUCAUUUUGUGUCCCCGUUGAAAACACAAGCUGUCUCUGUGCAGUAGGCUAGACUUGAAAAUACAUCAACCUGUGAAAAGCAUAUAUCUGACCUGAAUACUACACACGUGUGAAACGGUGUUGUCAGUGUGGCCCUAGUGCUGGGUUGUCCCUUCAGUGUGGGGCCUCUCCCAGUUUUAUUGUGAGUUUUAAGAGGGCGGUGUGUGGCUUUUCUUUUGGCCAAGCUUUUGAGUUUUAUGCAAAUUAUAUGAAAAGUGGUACUGAGGUGACUUUCUGUUCAUGGAGGGCAAAUUUUUUUUUUCUUUUUCCUGUGUCCUUACUCUGCUUUGCUGUCAACUGAGAAACGCUUUAACAAACUUACUGAAGACUUUGCUUGCAGAACAGAACACCGCAAAACAUGGUUUGGGAAAACCUGACAAUUGAACACAUUUAAAUGUUUUUAAAGGGAACCUAAUUCCUUAAAUGGAGUAUUAUCUUAUUUAUACUAAAGCCAAAAACUAUUUCAGAUGUUAACAUUGUGAUCUUUGGAGAAGCUACAAGCUCAUCUAUCAUUGAUGUUAAUGAGCAAACUGAUACAAGUGUUGUUUGUACAAAUCUGUUGAAUAUGUGCAUUUUGGGUGACAGGCGGAAGGAAGGGUGAUGAAAAAGAGUUUCACUUUCUUUAUUCUGAACAUGAAAGUAUUUGUAAUUAGGAUGUGAAACGUUUCUCCAGAAGCCUCUUCUGAACACAUCUACAAUGUUGUUGCAUGAAUUUUAACCACAGCCAGAGGUGACCGAUAAUCUCAAAUGUUCAAGCCAGUGAUUUAUUUUCCAUCAUUGUCCAUUUUAAAGCCAUUGGACUUGCUUAACCUGGCAUUAGAGGGACUCCAGUGUACCGAAACUGUGUGACGUCAUGGACAGCAGCAGGAGGGAGGCUGAGGUGCUCUUUUCAUUCUGACUGUCUCACAACAACAGCAACCUAUGCAAUACACUCCCCCAACCUGUUCAAUGAACCAGCCCCUGGGCUGCCACCCGCUAAAUCA